UGUCUUUUUAGCAAAUUACUAGGUGAUAACCCGCGCCCUACGCGGAGUGAAUUCACUCGGUGAUUUAAUGUUUAACAUCUUGACUUUAAUCUUCCACAUACUCUUGAAUGGUUUCAAAUCAGACAUAUCAGUUAUCGCAGCCAUUAUAGAAGAAUGAGGGAAGAGUAGUUAUGUUUUUGUGUGAUUGAGAUGAGUACAAUUCGUAGGGGACGUGAGUCUUAUAUAAGAGUAAAACCCUAAGGCUUGUAACUUAGUUUCCACGUUAAGAGCGAAUUGAUUAUCAUAUAUUUUUGCAUUGGCCAGCACACUAAGAUUUAAUUAUAUUGCCAUAAACUGAUUAUCUUAGUUGAUUCUCAUAUAUUUUGGCCUUGGCGAGCAACCAGCGAAUUGGUUUUAACCGCAAGAUUUCAAUAGACUCAUUAAUCUCGGAACCGACCGGUUCGGUUCAAUAAACCCAAAUAACGUAGUUACAAUAUCACGUUCUGUUAAACUCUCUCUUACAGAGUUCUCACGUAACGUUGUUAUAAUGCUUUGGAGUUCUUGCUUCACAAACUCAUGGUACGUUGAAUACAUUAUAGUGCCACAAAUUCCGUAUAAGAGAAAAGGAAAAGACGUCUUCAUCUUCUCCGUUCUGUCCUCUUGAGUAACAGAGAACUCAGCUUCUCUUCUUGGGAUGCCGUCAUCUUCUCUUUCGAUCAAUCUUCUUGGGAUUCUCUAUACUCCUAUAUACUCUUUAUAUCUCAAGCAUGCGCAUAGAUUGACAUAUUGAAGAGCAAAGAUAUGUGAGAACUCAGAAGUCACGUUCAAGAACAACGUUAGACAGAAUAAUGAUACUAUUUAUAGUUCAUACAUUCUAUACACGUUCAAGAACUGUAAUGCAGUGAGGAGCUUCGCACCUUAGCAUUCCAACCUAGCUUGCAGUAAUGUAUAUGAAUCCAGUGGAUUAUAAUGUUGGUGACGUACUGGAUCGUGAUGCAAACCCCCCCCCCCCCAGCUAUGUGCACGUCAGAGCAUGACCGUCUAUGGUCUCGAAAGUGUUCAGGAUGAGUACAUCUUUCAGAUAAACGGUCAUUUCUCAUUGAAAUAUGAUACAGAUUGUGCUCUUCUUCAAAGUGUUCAGGAUGAGUUCUUCAUUGAGAUGAAUGGUCAUGUCUCGUUUAAAGAUGAUACAGAGGGAUUCGUCUUGAACCACGACGUGUAUAAACGUUCCGAGUCUUGGGGUAACUGGGUCGUCGUUUCCUGAGUCGGAGGAUAAGUAGAACUCCGAACCUUUCAUUAAAAGUAGUGCGGUUGAAGUAAAUGGUGAGUAAGAAUAAAGAAGAGACAAAUUCGUAGCAUGAGCUUUACGUGAGAACUUCAAAUCAUGAGUUGGUUACUUAAUUUUCUAGAUUAAGGAAACUCUUUAAGAAAUCUGCUAAUAGAAAAAUCAAAUAAGGAAACUAAUUUGUGAGAGUCUCUAUCCAAUAGACACGUGUCCUACUUGGUGUGAAAGCAUUAACUCCAUUGCUCCUCUUUUAAUAUAUAAGGGAUAUUUAUUUAUUUUUUCUUUUUGUUUUUACUAAAUUUAUUCUUCCGCUUUUUCAAAAACAACUUUCCCUCCCUCCACUCCCCUCUCCUUUUAUCGUUAUCUGUACGAGCCAACCGAUCGGUGACCAACGAAACCAAAAUUCUUGGUUGGCUGGCCCAACCCGGUUAAACAAACCGAGAUCGGUUUAGUUGAGAAAACUGAGAUCAAACUGAAGAUUAAAUAAUGAUAGUAUCAUCACUCUUUUUCAGAAUCAGACAGAUGAUAAUUUAUUUCAUAAAUCGUUCUAUCAUCUUUAUUCGUUUGCUCUCUAAUGGAUAGACUCUUGAAUGGCUUUAAUGAAAUAUAUGUUCCAUGCUCCUCCUUUGUUUUUUUUUUUAGUAAGCUCUAGUUAGAUAAACUUAUAUUUUAAUUUUUGUAAAUAGCAUAUGAUUAUAUUAGCCGUGUGCAUUUACAAAAAGAUAAAUGUUUCUACUUAGAUGAUUUCAUGCUGUUUUUUUUUCGUAAAUGAUGGCAUUCAUAUAACAUCCAUUUCUUCGAGUAACAUAUGCUAUCUCUACAUACCGUAACAGUAAUGUACGGUUUGAUUCCUGUAUCAAUUAUUUUAAAUGGCUAAAGAAGUUUCCUCGGUUAACAGAGACCAGUUCACGAGAGUGGCACAAAACAAUCAUACUCCGGUCGUUCAACUAGUUCGGGUUCUAUAGCUUCUAAAACAAGAAAUAUACAAGACCAUUUAAGGCUUUAUAAAUUUUCUCGAUAUGAAGAUUUCACUUUGAGAUUAUUGAUGCUUAUGGACACUUCUUGACUGAUUUCAUUUGCAUGAUGUCACACUCUAACAAGUUGGUACAACAAAUAUUCACCCUUAUUCUAAUAACACGGCCAUGUAUCUUGCUCUCGUGGCCUAAGAAGAAUAAAAGAAAGAUAAGAUAUGAAAUUUUUCGAAAGGACGUCCGGCUAAGUGGUUCUUGUCCACUAAAUGAUUCUCUUGUCUUCUGAAGAUUUAUAUUGUCAAAAAUGCCUAUAUAUAUUUUUAAUUAUUCAUUUUGAGUUAACGGAGGAUGUUAAGCUCUUAAAGAUCUCGGAAUAUCCUGAUUUGCGUGGAAAAAUAAUCCCAACAUCAUGGAUCACCACUAUCUUGCAUUCUUUAUUAUGGAGCUUUCAUUUUGAUAACUUUUUUCUGACACGUUCUACGAAUAGGACCCUUUUUGUACUAAAUAUUGCGAUUAAGCAACUUCGAUCGAAUUAUUUGACGCGUGUGCCAAUUGUUUUUUUGGUCCCUCUAACCAUUUCAAUAGGCAAAACAAAGGUCAAUGCUUUGCUUGGCUCGACCUUAGACCAUCAAAAGUAACAUCUUAGUCGGAUUCUUUGACUUUUGAGAAUUUUUCUUCUCUUAAUUGCUAGGAGCACGAGUUACUUACCAUCUAGGGUUAAUGUAAAGAAAAUAAACCUAAAGAAUAUUAGGUUUAGGUUAGAUUUUUUACUACCCUAAUGCCGGUAAAUACUGAGAGGUUACGAGUCUGCACAUCCAUUCUACGUCUUCAGAAUGUAUAUUGGUACAUGAAUAUUCGUUUUUUUUCUCUUCUUUUAAAUUAAUUUAUGGUAAAUAUAUGUUGGCAAGCUAAAUAGCAUUAAAAUAAAGUUUAUUAGUGUUUUGAAGGAGUCAACUUUGUUCAUCAUUGGGUUGUUAAUCGGGCCGGCAAAUCUUUGAACAUGUUAUUAUAUAAACCUCUCUCUGUCUUCUCAAUUUGUUGCAUGCCUGCAUUACACAUCUGCCCUUGGUUCUAUAAGCUUAAUCAUGUUUCCUUUGUGAAAGGUCAAGCAUUGAAGGGCUAACGGUUGAUCUUGGUGAAGGUUUUUCCUGUUCCAGGUAUGUAUUUAUUAUGCAUUAAUGCUUGUAUUUGAUUCACGUAUGCAUGAAUUGAUAAAGUAGUUAUUCUUUAGCCGAUUAUGUACAAGAGUUAUCUUUCUUUGUUUAAUUAAACAAAGGCGGGCUUUUAAUUUCUUCAGACACAAGGAAUACGUUUUAGUCUCUUAUUGACAGGCCUGCUUAUUGAUGAAUAAAAUAACUUGCCAUUGCAGAUUUUACAUAACUGAGUUUUAGUAACUUCUUGCUCAAGCAAAAAGGAAGUUCGAAAUGGCCGGCGUAGACUCUCUCAAGGCUAUUAACACGGAGAGCAUUGAUCUGGAGAAUGUUCCCGUUGAAGAGGUUUUUCAACAUCUCAAGUGCACGAAAGAAGGGUUGACCUCUACUGAAGUGCAAGAGCGUCUUACCUUGUUUGGUUACAACAAACUUGAGGAGAAAAAGGAGAGUAAAAUACUCAAGUUCUUGGGGUUCAUGUGGAAUCCACUUUCAUGGGUUAUGGAAGCUGCAGCCAUCAUGGCCAUUGCUCUUGCACAUGGAGGAGGCAAGCCACCGGAUUAUCACGACUUCGUGGGUAUUGUGGUCUUACUUUUGAUCAAUUCAACAAUCAGUUUUGUAGAAGAAAACAAUGCUGGAAAUGCAGCUGCUGCUCUCAUGGCUCAGCUAGCCCCUAAAGCCAAGGCCAUCCGUGAUGGGAAAUGGAAUGAGAUAGAUGCAGCUGAGUUGGUUCCAGGAGAUAUAGUUGCUAUCAAACUCGGAGAUAUCAUUCCUGCUGAUGCUCGUCUACUUGAAGGAGACCCUUUAAAGAUUGAUCAGUCAGCUCUUACCGGUGAAUCUCUUCCAGUAACCAAAAACCCCGGUUCUUCAGUGUACUCUGGUUCAACUUGCAAGCAAGGUGAAAUCGAAGCGGUUGUUAUAGCUACUGGUGUCCACACUUUCUUUGGAAAGGCUGCUCAUCUUGUGGACAGUACUACCCAUGUUGGUCACUUCCAGAAGGUUUUGUCAGCAAUAGGAAACUUCUGUAUCUGCUCCAUUGCGGUAGGAAUGGCUAUUGAAAUCGUUGUUAUAUACGGUCUACAACAGAGAGGGUACCGUGUUGGUAUCGAUAAUCUUCUUGUCUUGUUGAUUGGUGGAAUCCCCAUUGCUAUGCCUACUGUUCUCUCUGUUACAAUGGCUAUUGGUGCCCAUCGCCUUGCUCAACAGGGUGCCAUAACAAAGAGAAUGACAGCCAUUGAAGAAAUGGCUGGAAUGGAUGUUCUUUGCAGUGAUAAAACUGGUACUCUCACGCUUAACAAGCUCUCCGUGGAUAAGAAUCUCAUCGAGAUUUUCAAGAAAGGCAUUGACAAAGAUAUGGCUGUGCUUAUGGCUGCAAGAGCUGCACGUUUAGAGAACCAAGAUGCUAUUGAUACUGCUAUUGUUUCCAUGUUGUCAGACCCUAAAGAGGCACGUGCAGGAAUCAAAGAACUCCAUUUUCUUCCAUUCAGUCCAGCUAAUAGAAGAACUGCACUAACCUACCUUGAUGGAGAAGGAAAGAUGCACAGAGUGAGCAAAGGAGCACCUGAGGAGAUUUUGGAUAUGGCACACAACAAACUACAAAUCAAGGAGAAAGUACAUUCUACAAUCGACAAGUUCGCAGAACGUGGCCUAAGGUCCCUUGGAUUGGCAUAUCAGGAAGUACCAGAUGGUGAUGUUAAAGGUGAAGGUGGUCCAUGGGAAUUUGUAGCUCUUCUUCCUUUGUUCGAUCCUCCUCGUCAUGACAGUGCACAAACCAUUGAGAGAGCACUUCAUCUGGGAGUCAGUGUUAAAAUGAUCACAGGUGACCAGCUUGCCAUUGCAAAAGAAACAGGAAGAAGGCUUGGAAUGGGAACAAACAUGUACCCAUCUUCAUCUCUUCUCUCAGCUAACCACACUGAAACAGUUUCCAUCGAUGAACUUAUCGAGAAGGCAGAUGGUUUUGCAGGAGUCUUUCCUGGUAAGCUACACUACAUUUUUAACUAUGAUCUUCCAGACAUGUUUAUGUCUGACAAUCAACUUCGAUUUUUUAUAGAGCAUAAGUAUGAGAUUGUGAUGAGAUUACAAUCUAGAAAACAUAUAUGUGGUAUGACUGGUGAUGGAGUGAAUGAUGCACCUGCAUUGAAGAAAGCUGAUAUUGGAAUUGCUGUUGAUGAUGCCACUGAUGCUGCUCGUAGUGCUUCUGAUAUUGUCUUGACAGAGCCUGGUCUUAGUGUUAUUAUCAGUGCUGUCUUGACUAGCCGUGCCAUUUUCCAGAGAAUGAAAAAUUACACGAUAUAUGCUGUUUCUAUCACUAUACGUAUUGUGAUGGGUUUCAUGCUUCUAUGUGUGUUCUGGGAGUUUGACUUCCCUCCAUUCAUGGUUCUUGUUAUUGCAAUCCUUAAUGAUGGUACUAUAAUGACCAUAUCAAAGGACAGAGUCAAACCUUCUCCAACUCCAGAUUGUUGGAAACUCAAGGAGAUUUUUGCAACUGGUGUUGUUCUUGGAGCUUACUUGGCUAUCAUGACCGUUGUGUUUUUCUGGGCAUCUUAUGAAACUAACUUCUUCCAUAACAUUUUUGGUGUGAGGAAUUUCAACCAGCACCAUUUUGACAUGAAAAACAAGGAAGUGGCUGCACAUUUGAAUGAACAGAUGGCUUCUGCUGUGUACCUUCAAGUCAGCACAAUCAGCCAAGCGUUGAUCUUCGUGACACGUUCAAGAAGCUGGUCGUUUGUUGAACGUCCUGGUUUCCUUCUUGUCAUUGCUUUCCUCAUUGCUCAGCUGGUUGCAUCGGCGAUAUCAGCAAUGGCAACAUGGCCUUUUGCUGGAAUCAGAAGCAUUGGAUGGGGUUGGACUGGAGUUAUCUGGAUAUUCAACAUAGUAACGUACAUGUUACUUGAUCCUAUCAAGUUCUUAGUCCGUUAUGCUCUAAGUGGCAAAUCAUGGAACCGAAUGGUCGAGCAAAGGACUGCACUCACUGGCAAGAAGAACUUUGGUAAAGACGAACGUAUGGCUGCAUGGGCCACGGAGACGCGUACACAGCACGGUUUAGAGACAGGUCAAAAGCCAAUGUAUGAGAGAAAUGGUGCAACGGAGCUUAACAGUUUGGCUGAUGAAGCUAAGAGACGUGCAGAACUUGCAAGAAUGAGAGAGCUUCAGACAUUGAAAGGGAAAGUUGAAUCAGCUGCAAAGCUGAAAGGCCUUGAUCUUGAAGAUGCUAACAACAACAGCUACACAAUCUGAGAGUCUCUUUAAUUAAUCUCUGCUUAAAUUCAUUUUCUAUGUUUUAUCUUCUUCUUAUAUGUGUAUUUACUGCUAUUCUUCUUGAUAUUGACAUUCAUUUGAUGGAAGAUAUGUCCAGUGUUGUUGUUAUCUUUCUUUGAUGCUUGCAAUUUUGUUACUCUUAUUUGAUGGGAAAGAAAUCACACUUGACUUGA
This is a messenger RNA of Brassica rapa (field mustard), 6814 nucleotides long. Its product is annotated as ATPase 7, plasma membrane-type. Gene Ontology annotation, cellular component: membrane. NCBI's taxonomy places the organism in Eukaryota, Viridiplantae, Streptophyta, Magnoliopsida, Brassicales, Brassicaceae. Gene Ontology annotation, molecular function: P-type proton-exporting transporter activity; ATP hydrolysis activity; ATP binding. Gene Ontology annotation, biological process: proton export across plasma membrane. The record is from RefSeq and is a predicted model, not a curated record.